Acanthoscelides obtectus is the source of this 514-nucleotide messenger RNA. The record is from the annotation of a GenBank genome assembly. NCBI's taxonomy places the organism in Eukaryota, Metazoa, Arthropoda, Insecta, Coleoptera, Chrysomelidae.
AAGAAUAUACCUCGUGGGUGGACAAUAAUUCAAGAGACGGCCCAUCAUAGAACAUCAGUCACUAGAUGUCUGUUGUCAAAAUUUAUAGAGUUCUAAUUCAAUGCCAAAUCCUCCAUCUUCGUCCCUAAUCUGGAGCACAAGUUGUCGCUAUAUUCUCCUGGCAAGCGCAAUAAAAAAGCGAAAACACAAACUAAACUUCAACAAACAUUUUAUUUUCUAUCCUAAAUCAACAAAAUCAAACGAUAACGGUAGGAGCGUAUGGGUAGGCACUGUAUCCAGCGGCGUAGACAGAGGGUGCAGCUAUGUAGCUAGAGUAUGCCAGGGGAGCAGCAUAGGGAUAGGCGGCAUAUGCAGCAGGGGCAGCCACAACUGGAGCGGUGUAUGCAGCGGCGAGAACACUUGGUUUAGGGGCAGCCUUAGGCUCAGGGACAGCCUUGGCUUCAGGAGCGGCCUCGGGAGCUGGAGCGGCUACAGCCAGGGCGAUGAUGGCGAAGAAUACUACCUGAAAUAUUAA